This is a messenger RNA of Rotaria sp. Silwood1, 333 nucleotides long. The record is from the annotation of a GenBank genome assembly. NCBI's taxonomy places the organism in Eukaryota, Metazoa, Rotifera, Eurotatoria, Philodinida, Philodinidae.
AUGGAAAAUAUGUGCAGUGAUGGUAUGCUGGUUAGAUAUUGGUAUCAACGAUGGGAUGGAACACAAGAAUCAUUAGUUGGUCAACAAAAAUCACAUAAACAAAGACACCGAAUUGUGAACGACAGUCAUCGAUAUAUAUUACGUCCGGUAUUAAAAGCUAUUGAAAAAAGAAAAAAAAUUCAUAUAUUGAUAUACAUAAGAAUCUUCAGAAAAAAACCUCUUCUUAAUAUAUCAUUGCGUACUGUUCGUUACUAUGGUAAUUCUGACUGGAAUUUAAGAUGGAAAAAGACUAAACAACGUCUUGAAAUCGAAGAAAUGAAAAUAUUAUUUUAA